CUGGCUGGAGGCUGAGAGCCGUAAAUAAAACGCACGCGCCGCGCCGGUCUCCUUUCCUCUCCAGUUAACCACUAACUGCUUGAAGCUGUUCGCUUGUUAUCUGACAGGGCUGGCUGGCUGCAAUGUUCAUGCACCAUGUCUCGCGAGAGAAGCCGAGCUCCGCUUGACGAGAUCUGAGACACUCAGGUGUAAGAGCCCUUCUCUCAUCCCUCUCGGCAGCCAGUGGGAACAGUAGACGGCAGAUAAGUGCGUCGGCCUGGGAGACUGCAGGCAUCUCUGACUGUGUGAUCUUCGUGCUCAAGGCUGAUCCGGCUGUAUUGCAUCAUUACUGGACCACUGUCUAUGACUAGGCUACUACAUCUUUCCAUUGCGUCAAUUUUAGCCCCUUUACUCUUUAAAGAAAAACAGUCGCAAAGAUGAUGUCAAUGAAUAGCAAACAGCCACACUUCGCCAUGCAUCCGAGCUUACCUGAGCACAAAUACACCACUCUGCAUUCCAGCUCGGAAGCAAUAAGGAGAGCCUGUCUGCAAGCUCCACAGCUGCAGAGUAACAUAUUCGCCAGCCUGGAUGAGACCCUCCUGGCCCGCGCCGAAGCUCUGGCUGCCGUGGACAUCGCAGUGUCCCAGGGCAAGACGCACCCUUUCAAACCGGAUGCCACCUACCACACCAUGAACAGCGUGCCAUGCUCUUCCAACACCACGGUGCCACUGGCCCACCACCACCACCAUCACCACCACCACCACCACCCCAACAUGGAACCCCCCGACCUCAUGGACCACAUUAACUCCCCGUCCUUAGCUCUCAUGUCCAGCCACGACGGCUCCGGGGGCGGGGGUGGAGGAGGUGGUGGCGGGCUGAUCUCCACCUCUGCUCACCCCCACCCUCACUCACACAUGCAUGGCUUGAGCCACCUCUCGCACCAGGCCGCUAUGAACAUGAAUUCCCCUCUCACCCACCACGGUCUUUUACCUGGACAUCAUGGAGGGGGCCAGGGCGGGCCAGGACUCAAUAACAACGGCCUUUCCUCUAUCAAUGACUCGGACACUGAUCCCAGGGAACUAGAGGCAUUCGCGGAGCGCUUCAAGCAGAGGCGAAUCAAGCUGGGGGUGACCCAGGCGGACGUUGGCAAUGCGCUGGUUAACCUGAAGAUACCCGGCGUUGGAUCGCUAAGCCAAAGCACCAUUUGUCGGUUCGAAUCGUUGACUCUGUCCCAUAACAACAUGAUAGCGCUUAAACCCAUCCUUCAGGCGUGGCUCGAGGAGGCCGAGGGUGCGCAGAGAGAGAAACUCAACAAACCUGACAUUUAUAGCGGAGGGGAAAAGAAACGGAAGAGAACGUCGAUAGCGGCACCAGAAAAGAGAUCUUUGGAGGCUUACUUCGCCGUACAACCUCGCCCGUCGUCCGAGAAGAUAGCAGCUAUCGCUGAAAAGUUGGACCUGAAAAAGAACGUGGUUCGAGUAUGGUUUUGCAACCAAAGACAAAAACAGAAACGGUUAAAAUUCUCCGCUUGCCACUGACUAUAGGCUAUUGAUGCGUUAUAAAAAAAAAAAACAAGAAAAAUGUUGAGACUGAAUUUGGGGACCAAGGUCUUCUUUUGUCGCCGACGGGUUUACAACUUGGGUGCAAAAAAAACAAUGACCAUUAGAUACUACGCACAUUUUAUGAAGCUUCAUAUAUCGGUUUUAGUUUAUUUUCACGUUAUUGGUGAAUGUGAAGUAUGCAAAUAUCCGAAAACCCUCCAGAGGAAACUCGCGCCGUGGUUCACCCUCCAGAGGAAACUCGCGCCGUGGUUCUGAGAAGAAACGAUCAACUUUGCCUUUUUAAAAAACAUUGUGGGAAUAAAAAGUUAAUUUGCUUUAGCGAGUUAUUUGAUUUGAAAUAUUAUAUAGCCAUUUACGAAUUACCUCAUUGUUGAACUCUUUUGGUUUGGUUAAUUUAUAAUAAGCUUAUAUACAAUUAUUUAUUUACCUAUUUCUGUAUUUAUUUGUGAUAACAUUGUGGGGGGCUGCUGUGAACUCUGUUUAAAAUAAUGUAGCAAACUGAAUUAAAACAAGAAUCCCAAUAGUGCUUUGCCUGAAUGAUAUGAUCGUCCUUUCGCUUCUGAAUGUGACAGUCAAAGCUAUUCAAUUAUCACAUUUAUUUACAAUUUGCACUAACAUUUAGGCAGUCAUUUGUUUUGUUUAUAUCGGUUAUUAUUAGGUCCAAAUGGUUUUGUGUAAUGUAUAUAUAUAUAUGUGUAUGUGUGUGUAUAUAUAUAUAUAUAUAUAUGUGUAUGUGUAUGUAUAUAUAUAUGUGUAUAUAUGUGUAUAUAUGUGUAUAUAUAUAUUUAUGUGUAUAUAUAUAUUACAAACAUCACUUUCUCACUACAACUCAGUCCUGAGUUUUCAAGAUAAACUAUUUUGCUAUUGGCUUCUUUUCACAAUGGAAGAUUUAAAAAAAAUUAAAAACAUGAAGUCGCAUGAAUCAGACGUCACCUUGACUAUUACAUUCUGUGGGGGGGGGGGGGAUGAUCACAACGGAUAAAAUAUCACCUUUUCCUUUUGUGUGUUUUGUUUUGCAGUGCAAACAUUCUAUGCAUUGGAUAAAAACACUCCAUUGAAGUAUCUGCCAGUAGAGCUGUGUGGAAUGUGGAACGACAUCACUGUUAAUGCGUUGGGGGUUUUUCACAUUAAGACACAACGUUGUUGUUUUUGUCGUCGUGUUAAUUGUUCAAAUAUAACUUUGUGUUUGAGAAACGAUUUUUACUUGUGCACAAGUAUGUUUACAAACUGCGAAAUGUCCCACGUGUCCCACGUGUCCUCAUGUCGCUGACGUUUGACGAAUUCCUUCCUUCCUCCCUCUAUUCUUCGGUUGUCUACUUGUUUUCAUUGGUAUUCUACUCAUCCUGUAAGCCAAAUCCAACAGGGAAGUGUGUCCCAUGCAGCUAUAUCUUCUAAAUAAAUGAACGACAGAAAGAGAAAA
This is a messenger RNA of Oncorhynchus kisutch (coho salmon), 2961 nucleotides long. Its product is annotated as POU domain, class 4, transcription factor 1. Lineage: Eukaryota; Metazoa; Chordata; Actinopteri; Salmoniformes; Salmonidae. Gene Ontology annotation, biological process: regulation of transcription by RNA polymerase II. The transcript is spliced from 2 exons. The record is from RefSeq and is a predicted model, not a curated record. Bases 417 to 1517 code for a protein of 366 amino acids. Gene Ontology annotation, molecular function: DNA-binding transcription factor activity, RNA polymerase II-specific; RNA polymerase II cis-regulatory region sequence-specific DNA binding.